Molecule: messenger RNA, 1543 nt
Organism: Stegodyphus dumicola
Lineage: Eukaryota; Metazoa; Arthropoda; Arachnida; Araneae; Eresidae
Product: CREB-binding protein-like
Biological process (GO): positive regulation of transcription by RNA polymerase II
Cellular component (GO): transcription regulator complex; histone acetyltransferase complex
Molecular function (GO): chromatin DNA binding; histone acetyltransferase activity; zinc ion binding
Source: RefSeq, a predicted model, not a curated record
AUUUAUGGUAGGUUUCUGUCUAUGGUAGUUUGAAUGCUUUAAAGCUCUUUACCAGAAUGCUUAACAAUGCGAACUCCAGAUAUAGGCAGGCGUGAGUUAAAUUGUUCUCACAAACGACGCCUAAGUAAAAUCAUUACAAUUCAGGACCAUGUAUCAAAUAAGGGUUGUAUUCCUGAAAGUCUGUAGAGAGAAUAUGUUGUCAUUGUACGUGCAUCUAGUGACAAUAGCAGAGUUGAAGACGAAAAAUCUACACUGCUUGGGACCUGAGUGAGAGCAGAAAUUUGCCAACUUUCUGAAAUGUUUGAACAUCACAUCAUAUUAUUAGAUAAGAACCACUUGCAAACUGUUAUAAACCAAUCUCUAAGACAAUUUAAUAUGUCUGGAAAUCUACACUCACCACUUCAAACUCCUACUAGAAUGUUUGUUAAACCAUUGUAUCCUGUGGUAACUGGACAUAGGAGCUGUAGUGAAGGAUCUUUUCGAGGGAAUUACUCAGGAUGGAAAUGGAAAAGUUGUACAAAACACCAUCAUUUCGUCCAGAAGUAAUAUGUCAAGCAUUUAUGCCAACUUUAAAGGAAUUAUUCAGGUUAUAUCCUGAGUCUCUGCCUUUUCGCCAUCCAGUUGAUGCAGCACAAGUGCCAGAUUAUUAUGAGAUAAUAAAAAAUCCUAUAGAUUUGUCAACAAUAAAAUUCAAGCUGCAAAUGGGACUGUAUCAAGAUCCAUGGCAGUACAUUGAUGAUAUGUAUCUGAUGUUUGAUAAUGCAGAGGUAUACAAUAAGAAAACUUCAAAGGUUUACAAAUAUUGUUCAAAGCUUUCAGAAGUUUUCCGAAGUGUGAUAGAUCAGCCAAUGCAGUCACUGGGUUACUGCUGUGGUCAAAGAUAUGCUUUCGAAGCUCAAGUUCUCUAUUGUGCACAGGCAUGCUCUAUACCUGUUGGUGCUAUUUAUUGGGAAGAAAGCAAUGGGAUCAAAUAUUGUCAGAAAUGUUUCUCUAAAAUUUCAGAAGAUUGUACACUUGGAGAUAAUUCUGUUGAACCAUUAGUUAAUAGUUUAAAGGCAAAACAGCUUCAAAAAAUGAAAAAUAAUUUCUUGAAACCAGAACCAUUUAUUCUCUGCAAAAACUGUAACAGGAAACAACAUGAGAUAUGUGUCUUAUAUCUGGAAAUUAUGUGGCCAGAAGGAUUUUUGUGUAACACCUGUUUAGAGAUUAAAGGAAAAUGGAGGAGAGAAAAUAAAUUUACAGCUGAAAAACUGCAGAAAACAGAGCUAGGGUUGUAUCUUGAAAGCCAUGUGAACAGUCAUUUAGAGAAAAUGAAAUGUGGUGCAAGUAGAGUUAUUAUACGUGUCCUGUCAAGUUCUGAAAAAUCUGUUGAAGUGAAACCUGAAAUGAAAUCUAAAUUUUUUGAGAAUGAAGAACAGCCUGUGCAGUUUCCUUACAGAGCAAAAGCUAUAUUUGCUUUUCAGAGAAUUGAUGAUAUUGAUGUGUGUUUUUUUGGCAUGUAUGUCCAAGAAUAUGGCUCAGAGUGUGCUUUUCCUAAUACACG